CCCGCCCUUCCUCGGGACUGCAGGCCGUUAGCCAGCACAACCGUUCCGGGAUGAUUGCGGAUACAGGAGAGCAAGGAAGACAACGUCUUCAAUCUACCUUAUGAUCUCUCUCAUCGCCCUUGCUGCGUUGAUUCUUCCUUUCUGUUUGCUUUGAUUAUCUUCGUUGACUCGUCGGUAUAACAACGAACCCGUUUGUUGCCCUUCACUCUUUAUUGUGUCUAUCCUCUGGUCUAGGUUGAGAGCCAGAAUGCCGUUCCUUAACAGACUUCGCGUCCUCGCCGUGGCUUCUCUGCUAUUGAGAGCCGUGUCGGCUCAGACUUGCUAUUAUCCGGAUGGUCUUACUCCCUCGGACGACAUACCAUGUAACAGCAACGCAGCGGCGUCCUCAUGCUGCCCUACGGGAUCUUUUUGCAUGGAUAAUGGAUUAUGUUUUGGAGGCGGUGUCGUUUCACGAGCUUCUUGCUCAGAUCAAUCUUGGGCAUCCACAGAGUGUGCCCAGUAUUGCACCGAUGUGAAUGCAUCCACAUCUAUUAGCUUGACUGCUUGCGAUGCGUCAUCAAGAACGUUCGCUUGCGGCCUAAACAAUACCCAAUGCUCAAACACCCAUUCCACAUUUACUAUGAAGGAUGGCAACGCUUUGGUCUUACGACCAUCCCAGAUUGAAGCCCUCACGGCCAACUACUCGGCCCCAUCGAGUAGCACCAAGCAUUCAUAUGGUAUCGGAUCGAUGAUCGGAGUUGCCUUGGGUGUUGGACUUCCUCUGUUCUUCGCUCUGGUCAUGUCCAUUCUGGUCUUGAGAAAGGAGAGGCAAAGACAUGCUCUCCAAAGCAUGUUCGAACAGCGUCUCGAACCAAUGGAUCCUCCCGCAAACUACCGAAGACGUUCAUUCUCUACUCUCUCCAAAUCUGGAACCAUGACGACUAUCGAAUCAACCUCGACAUAUGCUCCUCAGCAGCCAAAAGCUUUCAUGCAAAAGUAUGGUUACCACAAAGGAUACUAUGCUCAUGAGGGGGAUCUUGGUGUACCUGUCUUCGAGCUUCCUACCAACGCUCCCGAGAAGCACGAGAGAGUCGAAGCGCCAUGAUGUUAUGUCUAAAGUCGAUUGUCUUUGUUUGGUCUGUUCAUUGGAGUUUUGGGUCAACUCGGGCAAGACCCUUGAGAAUGAGGCGGUUAUCAUCGAAGUUUUUGUCUAUACCCAGAUGCGCGGAACUCAGAGGUUCGCGCUGUUUAUACGUUUUCUUUUGUUCAUAUGAAUACGAAGUGUUGCUCGUCUCA
Molecule: messenger RNA, 1275 nt
Organism: Aureobasidium pullulans EXF-150
Lineage: Eukaryota; Fungi; Ascomycota; Dothideomycetes; Dothideales; Saccotheciaceae
Exons: 2
Coding region: 248-1084 (278 amino acids)
Source: RefSeq, a predicted model, not a curated record